AUGGCCACCUUGAAGGAGAAGAGGACCUGUGGGCAACGAUGUGAAGACUUUGGCCGUUUUAUCUGGAACUCCGACAAUGGGACGCUCAUGGGGAGAACGCCAGAGAAAUGGGUGUACAUCAGUCUGUAUUAUGUGGCCUUCUACGUGGUGAUGACUUCCCUCUUUUCUUUGGCCAUCUAUGUGCUCAUGUACACCCUGUGUCCAUACGCCCCUGACUACCAAGACCGGCUAAAAUCUCCGGGGGUGAUGGUGUGGCCGGACACUUAUGGAGAGGAGGUUAUUGACAUCAGCUACAACACAUCAGACAAGAAAAGCUGGAUGAAGAUGUCCACCAUCCUUCAUGACUUCCUGAAGCCCUACAAUGACACCAAGCAGCUUGAAUGUAACAAACACAACUGCACUAAGGGAAAGUACUUCAUCCAGAAAACCUUCUCUGCCCCUGACCACACGAAGUGGGCAUGUCCCUUCACGCAAAGCAUGCUGGGAGCCUGCUCAGGACUUGAGGACCCGACCUUUGGCUACAACUGCAGCAUGCCUUGUGUCAUCAUUAAGAUGAACAGGGUCAUUGACUUUUUCCCUACUAAUCAAACUGACCUUCCCCCAUAUGUCAACUGCACCAUACUGGAGGGACACAACAAUGUGGCCAAAAUUGAGUAUUUCCCUGAAAGGGGAAUUAUGGAUCUCUCUUACUUCCCAUACUAUGGAAAUCUGGCGCAGCCUACUUAUGUCAACCCACUGGUGGGUGUUCGGUUCAGCCUGGUCGGAGAGAAGCAUGCCAAGAUCCAGUGCAGAGUGGUCGCCGACAAGAUCAGCUACGAAAACUACUACGACCCCUACGAAGGAAAAGUCACCUUCUACCUCAAAGCCGUGAAAUGA
Seriola dumerili (greater amberjack) is the source of this 876-nucleotide messenger RNA. RefSeq names its product ATPase H+/K+ transporting beta subunit (gene atp4b). Gene Ontology annotation, cellular component: sodium:potassium-exchanging ATPase complex. The coding region runs from base 1 to 876 and encodes 291 amino acids. Gene Ontology annotation, biological process: intracellular sodium ion homeostasis; intracellular potassium ion homeostasis; sodium ion export across plasma membrane. Gene Ontology annotation, molecular function: ATPase activator activity. The record is from RefSeq and is a predicted model, not a curated record. NCBI's taxonomy places the organism in Eukaryota, Metazoa, Chordata, Actinopteri, Carangiformes, Carangidae. The transcript is spliced from 7 exons.